AUGGAGAUCCUCCUGUCAAGAGUCACGCAACAGGCAGUGCAUUACGCCAUCAGGUCGGGCAUCUCCAUCACCACUGGCUAUGCCCUGAAAGAAUGUGGCCGCUUGCUGAAGCAGGCGCCCAAAAGUCGCGACCGCGAGGAAUUGCGACAGCUGCAAUUCCGCCUCGAAUCCAAGAUCCGCGUCAUCUCGCCUGCUAUUGACAUGAUAGAGCUGAUUGCCGCGCGUGGCAAUACAUCGCUCGAAUCAGCCGUGAGUCUCUGCAAGGACAUUCGCUACGAAAUGCAGAAGCUGGGCCAGCGCCUACAAAUGGCAGCCACACACGAAGAGCUUACCCAGCGCAAAGCCAUCCUGUCCAAGUCUCGCGAAGAGACCGAUGCCGAGCUGAAGGCCAUCGUCAACCAGAUGAAGCUGCUGUUGGCGCGCAUCGAGGACGCCGUCCCGCUCAUCAAUCUCGCCAUCACAACUUCCGGCGUGAAUCUGUCUACGAAGCUGUCGGGCACCAUCAGCCCCAGCCGCCUUUUGCAAGCAUCGACCUUCUUGUCUUCUGCUGAUGCCCAAUUCGGUGGCACCCCGACAAGCCGCCAGCAGGUAGGCCCCACAUAUGUCCUCACUAUGUAUAUGCUCUUCGCCGGUCACGCCGCACGACCUGUCGACGAACGUGGUGUGCGUGAAACGACCUGGAAAGAAGUCAUCCACAAGGCGCGAGUGAAGCUAUGGCGUGUCCCGCUCGACCAGCUUUACACUCGACCAGGCGAGCCUCCGGAAACUGACUGUUACAAUGAUAACACUAUUCCAGCAGAUGCCAAAGCCUCCGAAUUUGCCUACCAGCUCGCCAUCAUCGAAGACCUGGACGAUGACAGAGUACACUCUUUCGAGGAUGACGAGCCUCAGCCCGGAGCUUGCGAUGAUGUUGCAAAUGCCGGUCUUCGCGAUGUUGUGCCGAUUCACGAGAUCUCAAAAAUAUUCUAUGCAGACACCGGCAAAAUCCUCAACAUUGGCGGUGAUGGUGAGACCAACAAUCCCGUUUUGCUGCUAAAACGCGAUGUUCAUGCGGAGCCACCUAGACGCAUGCUUCAGCGCUCUCAAUCUCGAGCACACACGCCAGAUGAGGACCGAGACAAAGGAGCUGCGGGCCAUCAGAGCGAGAUUGACGCUCAGCUGGAGCGAGAGUCCAAUGCAGGUACGCCACAAAAGCCGACUGCUCCAUCGCAAUCAGGCCUAUGGCGGCUCCCUGCUGACCUAGAUCCGGAAUGGAUGGCCUUCGAAGUCUAUGUGGAAGAAGAGGACUCGGACACAGAAGACGAGCUCCCGACAGAUUCCAACCCCCACAGUCGGUGUACUUCUCUCGAUCCUAGCGUCGCUGAUGCUCUGGCGAAGCUCAACCUCUCGUCUUCACCAGCAGGCGCGCCUUCUUUGAAUGCGAACUCUGCAGCAUUGGCCAUGUCACCAAACAAGCGCACCGGUCCUCCCAUCAAGACGACGCUAUCUCUGUUGGAAAUGCUCCUUAAGCUGUCUGCACUCCAGCAAUUCCGCCAAGAGUCCCAUCUCGCCAUCGAGGAUGAGCUGCUCAACUUCUUUCUGGAAGACAGCGCCACUGCAGGAGCCGGAGCGGACAAGUCAUAUCGCCAGCGUCUCCGUCACGAUGCCAUGAAGCGUGUCGGAUUUGACCCUUACGACGAGUCACCAAUCAAGCGUCGAAGCGAAGAAUACAUUCGCGACAAUGGUGGCUCACCACGCUCAGUGCGUCACCUCCCAGCGCUAUGUUAUACCUUCCCAGGAAAACUCCCCUCAAGCAAGCGUUCGUAGCUCCUUCCCAUACGCUUAGCCUGCGCGCUUCCUUCCUUCACCAUCACAGAGCAUGAUUGAUUGCUUGGACUCACGCUUUGGCCUUACGCAGAUUGUCCUUCCAUUUAUCCUCCAGCGCCUUUAGCUACGGUAUCAAGCAUCAGCCCUUGAGCCAAAACAUAUGCUCAUCGCUAUACCUUGGCCUGAAUAACAUGUGGUCUCUCCUCCACCGCCUGCGCAUUAAUAGCCAUAGCAGCCUGUCUCGUCGACGUCGAUGCACUACUACCAUUCUCACCCGCCGCCGCAGUCCUCUGCAAAUUACUUACUUCCUCCCGAUCCUGUUGUCCCCGUCCCCUCCUCCUCACCUUACUUUCCGGCCACUCCUCCACAUCAGCUUCCUCAUCCUUCUCGUCAUGUUCCUGCUUGAAAUAGAACCACCGAAACUCCGUAUUCUGCCACCCGGUGCCCGCGCUUUGUUCAAAAGCAUCCCAAUCUUUUGUGAAGUAGUGUAGGAAGCCUCCGUGUGUGACGACGACGAUGUUCUUCUCUUCACGGCUUUUGAGCCAUUGGCGUGCUUGGCGUGCUCGGGCUUGGAUUGCUUGGGAUGUGGGUGACCAUUUUCCUCGCUUGCAGUUCCAGCCAUCGGGGACGAGGGAAAGGUCGACGGGUUGGUUGGCGAAUUCUUUUUCGAGCUUGGAUUUUUCCGAGCCCGUGUCGCAGGGGAGGUCGGAAGUUUCCUGGAGUUCUGACAAGGCGAUGACUUUGAGGCCUUUGCGCUGGAUUGUGUCGUGGAAGCUCAGGAGCGCUGUGUGCAGGGUUCGCCGUAUGGGUGAGGCUACGAUUAGGUCGAUCUUGUCGUGGUGGGGGAAGUUUUUUUGGAGGUUACGGCAUUGCUCUUCUCCAAGUUCGGUCAGGUCUGGAUCUGGCAUGUGGUGAUUUUCCACGCAGAGAUUGUGAUAGCCUUGAGCGUGUCUCACGCAGUAGAUCGUGGGUGCCAUUUUUGGUGUGAGCAGAAGUCGACGAUGGGCGGGAUGGCUCUUGAUAUCUGUGAUGUAUAUUUUAUCGAGGAAUCUUGCAAUGGGAAUCUUAUCGGCG
This is a messenger RNA of Pseudocercospora fijiensis CIRAD86, 2880 nucleotides long. RefSeq lists its product as uncharacterized. NCBI's taxonomy places the organism in Eukaryota, Fungi, Ascomycota, Dothideomycetes, Mycosphaerellales, Mycosphaerellaceae. The transcript is spliced from 2 exons. Gene Ontology annotation, cellular component: nucleus; cytoplasm. Gene Ontology annotation, molecular function: GTPase regulator activity. The record is from RefSeq and is a predicted model, not a curated record. The coding region runs from base 1 to 1806 and encodes 601 amino acids.